Molecule: messenger RNA, 853 nt
Organism: Pseudogymnoascus destructans
Lineage: Eukaryota; Fungi; Ascomycota; Leotiomycetes; Thelebolales; Thelebolaceae
Exons: 1
Coding region: 78-782 (234 amino acids)
Biological process (GO): response to salt stress; response to heat; protein folding
Source: RefSeq, a predicted model, not a curated record
UAAGUUUAGUCUAUAUAACCAUCGUGAACACACCGAGUAAGUGCUUUUCUUCAUCAUCAAAACACAUCAAGAUCUUCAUGCAAUCUCGAACAAUUCAACGCGCACUACCAAAGCGAAUUCCACUCACCAAAGUACAAACACGCACAAUGUCUUUCUACCCACACGCCUUCUUCUCCCCCCCAGCCCCAUCCGCCUCCACAUUCAGCCCACUCUUCCGCCUCCUCGACGACUACGAUACCUACUCGCGCCAGACAACCCGCCAAAUCGCGCGCGCUGAGAAGACCUUUGUCCCGAAGUUCGACGUCAAGGAGAUCCCAACCCACUUUGAGCUGCACGGCGAGCUCGCCGGCAUCAACCAACGCGAUGUCACUAUCGAGUUCACGGACCCCCAGACAAUGAGCAUCCGCGGCCGCACUGAGCGCUCCUACACCGCCGGUACCCCGCCCGCCGCCAUUGAGGCCGGGGCUCAAGCACCUGCUAUCACUCAAUGCGGCACCACCUCGCCAAAGAGCGGCCGCCACGCAACUAUCGAGGACGAGGAGGGUGAGUCAGCCACUUCCGUCGCGGCUCCAGAAUCGGCUCAGCCAGAGAAGGCGCAGAAGAAGGAGCCCGAGGAGCGCUUCUGGGUCUCGGAGCGCAGCGUUGGCUCGUUUGAGCGUGCCUUCACUUUCCCAGGACGCAUUGACCAGGAUGGAGUUACCGCAUCGAUGAAGGAUGGGAUCUUGAGCGUCGUGGUUCCCAAGGCGAAGAAGCAUGAGAGCCGCAAGAUUGAGAUCAUGUAAAUGGAUGGAAGUGGGAGUUGAAAGGAGUUUUUUAGUUCAAGCGAGAGGUGUACUUUGAAUUAGUUGUACUC